Caenorhabditis angaria is the source of this 4124-nucleotide messenger RNA. NCBI's taxonomy places the organism in Eukaryota, Metazoa, Nematoda, Chromadorea, Rhabditida, Rhabditidae. The record is from the annotation of a GenBank genome assembly.
AUGGAUCAAGAACAUUAUGAGAUUCCCAAGAUUCUUAAAAUUGUGGUGAGUAAGUUAGUCUAACUCAAAUUUUGAAAACCCCCAACUUUCACAGAAUUCAGAUAGAUUUUCGAAAAAUCGCACUUCCCACCUGUUAAAUCGUGAAAUAUGUCCAGAUGUUCGGAAAUCACGAGUUUCCCUCAAACUGCAGCAUUUGCGACUAUUCGAGCGUGGAAAAUUCAAAAAAGUGGCGAGUUUAGAGCAGGCAACUGUGGGAUUUUUGCGAAGUUCACGAUUUUUUGUGACUUGCGAAGGAUUUGAUGGAUAUAGGGAGAUUUCGAUUUAUGAAUUUAAUGGACAUUUUGCAGUUUUGGUGAGUUUUAAAGGGGAGUUUCGUGGGAAAAUUGAUUUUUCGGUCUAGAAUCCUGAAAACUAUCUAAACAGGGCUUGCGAAGCCCGCCACGUGGAUUUUGAGCUCUAAUAUUAAUUUUAGGCUUAUUUUUAAUCAAAAUUUACCCAAGCCCCUUCAAAACCCUAAAUUCCUCUUCCAGAAGUCAAAAAUCCACCAAAAUAUCUUGGAAAAACUCGAAAUUUUCGACAAUUUCUCCGAAACUUUGCUAUUUUGGAGCCCAAAACUCGAUCGGAAUUUCAAAGAAGAAUCACUGAAUUUUCGAGUUUCCCCCACAAUUUUCUAUAUUCCAUGGAACUUGCAAAUUGAUGUGGAUGUUAGUAGUGUUUUGUAUAAUCGAAGGACCGAGAAUUUGAAGUGGGUUGGGUUUUUAAACCUAAAAAAACGUGAUUUUUAAUGAAAAAAAUGCUGAAAAAUCAUGAUUUUCACCGAAUUUCCCACUCAAAACCUCUAUUUUCUUUUUUGCAGAUCCCUUCUUCACCCAAUCAAAAAUGGCUUUAUUUUUUCGACUUGCGAAACAAUUUUAUGCGUAAAAAUAUCCUCAAAAACCCCUCGAAAAAUCGAUAAAAAUUACCAAAAUUUCUCAAAGCAAGAGCAAAUUAUUUGGACAAAUGAGAGCCCCGGAAAACCGUUUUUCGAGAAUUUCGAAAAUUCCCAGAAAAUCCGACGAUUUUUGAUGGAAACAUCAAACAAGGAGAGGAUUAUUUUCACAAAAAAUCGAAAAAUUCCCGAGAAUUUGGCAAUUUUUGUGACGAAAAAUGCGUUGGAUUUGGAGAAUUUGAUCAAUUAUUUUGUGCCAAAAGCACUGGCGAAUUCUGGAAUUUCAGCCAAAUUAUUGGGAAUUUGUGAUUAUGAGGGAGAUGUUUUGGAGGUCUCAGUGGUGGAUUCGGUGGUGAAAAUUUUGGUUUUAACGGUUUGCGAAGUGAAAGUUGUUACGAAAUUGGAGGAGAAGGAGAAUGAAGUCAGAAAUUUGUUCUAUGUUUUUAAGAUUUUGGCGGAAUGGUGAGUCUUGAAAGAUUUUCUAUGAAAUUUUCAAAAUUGACGUGAAACUUUAUUUAAAAAAAAAUAAUGAUAAAUGAUCUGCUACUUAAAUUUUUCUCACAAAAAUGUAUAAUCUAAACUAGGCAUUCGACCCGUUUUUCGUUUUGCUCAUCUUUUCCUUGCUCGUUUUUCCUUUCACAGCCGAACCUUGCUUCUGCAUUUUCGCCUUUCGCGUUUUCCGACAAAUCAAAAUUGCAACAGCAGCUACAAGGAUAGCAAUUAAAACCACAACAAUUGAAACAAUAACUAUAAUCAGCAUCAUAUUAUCGCUUUCUUUUUGAUUUUUUUUUCGUUCUUCUUCUUCAGCUUCUUCAGCUUUUUCUUUCACUCCUUCAAUAACAUAGCAUUUCCGUAGUCGAUCUUCACUCCGAAAGACACAAUAACUUCCAUUUUUACAAUGCUUAUUGAGUUUACAUUCAUAUAAAGAUUUAGGUUUUACAAUCGCAUAUUCAAAGGCUGUUUUACCAAGUGUCCAAACAUAGCCAUUUUUGCAAUAUAAAUCGUAGGAUUGUAAGAGUUUUGAAUCAUCGCAUAUUUGAUUUGUUUGAAAAUCUUCGGGAACCACUGGGUUAGGACAGCAUUUUCCCAAUAUAUUACCCUGAAAAAUAGAUUUUUUAAACUACACAAGUAUUCUUCGACCUAACAGCUUCAACCUAACAGCUAAAAUACUCACCGAGGACUUGACCCUUGAACACUGUCCUUUUCCGCCGAAUUGAUUUAUACACGGUGUAUCGAAUUUAGGACAAGGAGGUUGAUUUUCAUGAGGAAUUUCAUGGAUGUGCGGACAAUACUUUUUAUAAUCAGCAAUAGUAGAAAAGCAGAGAAUUGGAAAAACUAUGAAAAGAAUCGAAAAAGUCGGCGAUUUCAUUUUAGUUUUUUUUAUAAAUACUGAUUUUGGAUGAUUUUUGGAUGCAAAUCUUUUGGAAAAAAAAUAAUAUGUGGGUCACGUUAAAAAUGAACACGUGAAAAUUUUUUGGUUAAAAUUUUCUCGGAUUUUUGAAUUGAGAGAUCACAGAAAAUCUAUUGGAGUGAACAAAAAUGUGGAAUCUUUCCCGAAGUUUUAUGCUAGAUUUGAAAAUCGGGAAUUCGGAGUGAAUACGAAACCACAAGAUUCAUUCAAAGUUUUCAGAAUUCCAGUUUUAAAAAAAUCUGAAGAUCACUUUUCCCCCCUGAAAAUCCUAGAAAUUUGUUUUAUGUUUUUAAAAUUUUGGCGGAAUGGUGAGUCUUGAAAGAUUUUCUAUGAAAUUUUCAGUUUCAAAAAAUUGACGUGAAACUUUAUUUAAAAAAAAUAAUGAUAAAUGAUCUUCUACUUAAUUUUUUUCACAAAAUUUAUGAUCUAAACUAGGCAUUCGACCCGUUUUUCGUUUUGCUCAUCUUUUCCUUGCUCGUUUUUCCUUUCUCAGCCGAACCUUGCUUCUGCAUUUUUGCCUUUCGCGUUUUCCGACAAAUCAAAAUUCCAACAGCAGCUACAAGGAUAGCAAUUAAAACCAGAACAAUUGAAACAAUAACUAUAAAGAGCAUCAUAUUAUCUUUUUCUUUCUGUUUUUUUUUCGUUCUUCUUCUUCAGCUUUUUCUUUCACUCCUUCAAUAACAUAACAUUUGUCUUCUUCAUAUUUGAGAUAGACACAAUAACUUCCAUUUUCACAAUCCUUAUUGAAUUGACAUGAAGAUUUAAGUUUUAAUUGCGCAUAUUCAAAGGCUGUUUUACCAAGUGUCCAAACAUAGCCAUUUUUGCAAUAUGAAGAGUAGGAUUGUAAUGGUUUUGAAUCAUCGCAUAUUUGAUUUGUUUGAAAAUCUUCGACAAUCGUUGGUUUCGGACAGCAUUUUCCCACUUCUCUACCCUGAAAAUUGAUUUUUUAAACUACACAAGUAUUCUUCGACCUAACAGCUUCAACCUAACAGCUAAAAUACUCACCGAGGACUUGACCCUUGAACACUGUCCUUUUCCGCCGAAUUGAUUUAUACACAGUGUGUCGAAUUUAGGACAAGAAGGUUGAUUUAUAUGAGGAAUUUCAUGGACGUGCGGACAAUACUUAGUAGUAUCAUAAGCAGCGAUAGUAGAAAAGCAGAGAAUUGGAAAAACGAUGAAAAGAAUCGAAAAAGUCGGCGAUUUCAUUUUUGUUUUUUAUAAAUACUGAUUUUGGAUGCAAAUCUUUUGGAAAAAAAAUAAUAUGUGGGUCACGUUAAAAAUGAAUACGUGAAAAUUUUUUGGAAACAUUUUUUUGGUUAAAAUUUUUUCGGAUUUUUGAAUUGAGAGAUCACAGUAAAUCUAUUGGAGUGAACAAAAAUGUGGCAUCUUUGCCGAAGUUUUUAGUAACGAGAAUCCACGUGGAACUUUUUUUUUAAUUUUGAGUUUUUUUUCGCUAAAAAUUGAUUAAAAACUGAAUUUCCAUUAGAAAAUUUCGGAAUUCCAGCAAAAAUUUGAAAUUCACGGCUCGUGAAAAUCCUCAGCUUCACCUCUCAAAAUUCAAAUUUCAGGAACGCGGAAACCGGAAAAAUCAGCGUCAAAUCAGUACAAAAUGUGAAAACGGUCAAACCAAACGAGGCAACAAAUCCCGCCAAAUGGUAUCCGCUCAAAAAAUUCCCCGAAAAUCCCGGGUCUCGCCCCGAUUUUCUGGCCCAAAAAUCUGAAGACGACACGCCUUUUUUACGAGUAUUUCAGAGAGAAGAUCAGGAAAUUAUGAUUGUUGAAUAA